AUGCUUACAUUGAAGGAUAUAAAGAUCAAUGAUCUGAGAGAAUUUUUUGCAAAGCACACUUUGGAAAAUGAAAGUAAUUUUAGAAAAUUAAGCAUACAUGUGGUGGGAAAUGAUCCGGAGGAAAUUGAAGUCAAGAAUGGUAAUACUGAAAAUUAUAUAUACGAGGAAAAGCACUUUGUUUUGGAAUAUAUAAGCGACGAUCAGGAAAAAACUAAAGUUCAUUAUAUUACUAACGUAGAAAAUUACAAGGAAGGUCUCUAUACUUAUCCUGUCAGAGCAUUUAAGAUGGAGCGUAAUGAAGACGAUGAUCGGUAUCGAGUUGAAUAUCUGGAGACGCCCGUCAAAUCAGAAAACGACAAGAAGGAUUAUAGAGUCAUCAGAUUAGUAAAUGGUUUAACAGCUUUGCUUAUAUCAGAUAUAUAUUCAAAAACAGAUGAUUCUCGACAUCAAGACGAUAAGAGUGAAAAGAAGGCAGCAUGUGGCUUAUGUGUGGGAGUAGGAUGUUUCAGCGAUCCAGAAAAUCAAGGCAUAGCAAAUUUAUUCAGGCAUAUGGUUUUCAUGGAAUCCGAAAAAUACUCAGAAGAAAUCGAUUUUAAAGCAUUCAUCAAAGAACGUAGCGGAUUUGUUGAUGUCUUAACAGAUAGCGAGCAAACAACAUUUUACUUUGAUGUCCAAGAAAAACACUUAUUAUCUGUUCUUGAUCGUUUUGCUCAAGGUUUCAUUAAUCCUUUGAUGAAGAAGGAUGUCAUUAUACGGGAGCGAGAGAACAUAAGUGAGUAUAAACCGGUAUCUUAUGAUGAGAAUGAGGAACUGUUAUUCUGUGCGCAAACCGAUCCAGUCAACAAGUAUAUUCAGGACAGUUUUAUGACCUUUAGCAGUAAUAAGGAUGAUGAUAAAUUGUGUGAAGAAUUGCACAAAUUCAGAAAUCGCCAUUACGGUGCUCACAGAAUGACAAUAGCUAUACAGGCUAGAUUAUCAUUGGGCACAUUGGAAAAAUUCGUUACGAAAUGCUUUGUUGAUGUACCAAGUAACAAGUUAUCUACCGAUGACUAUGAAGACAAUGUUCCUUGUGUUCCUUUUAAUACUUCCGACAUCGAAAGAAUAUUAACCGGAACAAGGUCUCAUAUAUCACAUAUUAUGUUUAAGCAAGAUGAUAAACUGGAAGUAACAUGGACAAUGCCUUUACCGCUUGAUUUUUAUAAAAAUAAACCUCAUGAAUAUAUCGCAUGGAUUAUUGGGUAUAGAGGAAAAGGUUCUUUAACAAGUUAUCUACGCACAAAAAUGCCAUGUUGUAUAGGUUGUGAUAAUGUUCAAUGUAACAGUAAAACGUUCUUAAGAUAUAAUUGUAUAUAUACUGUGUUGAAGCUUACUGUAGUGCUCUUCUGUGAAAAACAAGAACAUUUGAAGGAAGUUCUAGAUGCGAUAUUUUCCUUUAUUAAUUUAUUAAAAAAAGAAGAUCCACAUAAAAGGACUAUUUACUAUGACUACUAUAAGAUAAUGGAAUAUAAUUUUAGAUUUAUUAAUGAAACAGAUUCUAUGGAUUAUAUAGUAAGUUUGUGUAAGGGUAUGCAUUUCUAUCCGCCACGUGAUUAUAUAACUGCAAAUAAGCUUAUUUAUAUUGAGUACAAUCUAGAAGCUAUACAAAAGUAUUUGAACUAUUUGAAGCCAGAGACCGCGAGUAUCACGAUUUUGCAAAAAAACCCUCGUCCUUUGACUUUCGAUUAUAAUGAAGUUCAGUCCUGUGUAAAAAACAAAAAGAAACAUAUAUAUAUUGAAGUACCAAAGGAAUGUAUCGAACAUUGGAAAUCCAUUAAGCCGUUGCCAGAUUUUCAUUUACCAUUAAAGAAUGAAUUCAUUGCCAGCGACUUCUCUUUAAUAUCGAUACCAGUGAAAGUUCCGAAAUAUCCUGUAAAAAUAUACAAUGAUCAUGUAUCGGAAAUUUGGUAUCGUCCGGAUCCCAAGUUUCGUUUGCCGAAAUGUUGUAUGAAUUUACAAUUUGUUUCUUCUUUAGGAAUUCAGUCGCCGAAGAAUGUAAUUUUUAUGGAAAUAUACUGUCGUGCAUUAAAAUUGCUUUUGUUUGAAGAAUUAUAUCCAGCUGUGGUAGCUGGAUUUGAAUAUCAUAUCAGUACUAGUGAUAAAGGUAUUAUAAUCAAAAUGAACGGGUUUAUCGAAAAAUUGCCCCGCUUGUUGAUAACUAUUGCAAAUUACAUGACUAAUUAUCCAGCACUUGUUACGAAGUCUUUAUUUGAAUCAUGCAAAGUGCAACUAUUAAAUGAGGGAUAUUAUAGCAAAGCAUUUAUGGAUCCAUAUCAUCUUAUCGAUGAUGUGAAAUUAUCGAUAUUGAAGCUUAUUCAUUAUACAGACGUCGAAAAGCAUACUGUUCUGUCUAACGUGAAUUUUAAAGAAUUUCGACGCUUUGUGAAAUCCUUUACCGAUCAUCUGUACGUCCAGUGUCUUGUACAAGGUAACAUAACGCAGGACGAUGCAAUUGAGACUAUACAGCAUUGUCUCAAAAUAAUUAAUUGUGGUCCAUUGCUUAGUAAUACAGUACAGCAGAUGAGAGUCGUUCAAAUACCUUUGGGCAUAAGCUAUUGCAAAUUAAAAAAUAUAGACAAAAUGAAUGCGACUUCCGUAGUAACAAAUUAUUAUCAGUUUGAUGUCAUGUCAGUUGAAUUAUCGGUAUUACUCGAUCUGAUGAUGGAAAUGAUUGAAAUAUUAUUACACAAUUGGGUAUCAAAUGAAACAAUGCAGUUUAAAGUUGUCUCGUGCGACUCUGACUACAUUAACGGAGUUUUAGGAUAUUCCAUUACCGUUAAUACUAAGGCAAAUAAAUGCACGACCGAGCAUAUGGAUGAGCAGAUCGAGGUAUUUUUGCAAUUGUUUAAUGGGAUUUUGAAUGAUUUCCUGGAAAUGGAUUUGGAUCAAUUAAAAGAGAGGCUAAUAAUUGAAAAAAAGCUAUAUCAAUAUACUGAUAACGUUCUUAAAGAAGAAGUUGAUAGAAACUGGAGUGAGAUAAUACAAGGGGAAUACGUUUUUGACAGAUACGAGAGGGAAGUACUUGCAAUACAAAACAUAAAGAUCGACGAUCUGAAAAGAUGUUUUGCAAAACACAUAAAAAACGGAAAUAAUUUUAGAAAAUUAAGCAUACAUGUAAUAGGAAAUGAUCCGGAAAAAAUUGCAGUCGAAAAAGAAAAUUAGCACUUUACUUUGGAAUAUAUAAGCGACGUACAGGAAAUUGAAGAUCAUCACAUUGUUGACGUAGAAGACUACAAGAAAUAUCUUUGUGUCUAUCCUCUCAGAGCAAAGAAUAACUGA
Messenger RNA from Mycetomoellerius zeteki, 3315 nucleotides. RefSeq names its product nardilysin-like. The record is from RefSeq and is a predicted model, not a curated record. Gene Ontology annotation, molecular function: metal ion binding. Lineage: Eukaryota; Metazoa; Arthropoda; Insecta; Hymenoptera; Formicidae.